Molecule: messenger RNA, 492 nt
Organism: Anopheles merus
Lineage: Eukaryota; Metazoa; Arthropoda; Insecta; Diptera; Culicidae
Gene: COX8
Exons: 3
Coding region: 127-336 (69 amino acids)
Biological process (GO): mitochondrial electron transport, cytochrome c to oxygen
Cellular component (GO): mitochondrion
Source: RefSeq, a predicted model, not a curated record
GGAACAUUGUCAAACUUAGGCUAUUUAUGACAUUUCAUCUGGGCUGUUCCGAACCCGAAUAAGCGAGGUUCUAUUGUUCUUUCGUGUUGUCUGCGAUCAAACAGUUUGCACUCCAAUUUGACGAAAAUGAUUGCUAACGCCGCUGUACCGCGAUUGGCCACCGCCGCCGCCCAGGCCCUGCAGCGCCGCACGUACUUCUCCGUGUCGAGCAGCCUGCCCCAGGUUCGCGUAUCCCUCGCGGAAAAAACCGUCCAUGGCCUGGCCAUCUUCGGUGGAGUGAUUGCCUACCCGAUCUGGGUCAUUGCUCACGUCCGUGAGUACAAGGGAGGCAACUAAAUGCUGCGCGAACAUUCUAGUGAUACACUGUAAUCCCGUCGAUCCGCAAGGAAUUCAUCCAUGCCAAUGUGUCCCUCGUGAUGCUGGUGAAACGGCCGCUGUCAAACGCCUGGUCUCUGUAUGAAUAAAAGCAUGAAUUAUUUUGGAUCAUAACAA